AUGUUGUUCAGCUUCUUUUGGGCAAUCAUCAUGACCGCAGCCGCGCUACUCAUAAUCCCGAAAUAUCUCGACUCUCGCAUCGAGCAAGAUAUGGUUGCCAUUCACGGCAAGACACGUGAGCUCCAGACCAAGCUUGACAAUGUCCAACGCCAACUAGACCUAUUGCAAGUAGCACGCUUGAAGGUCAUGGAAGCAAAUCUAGCCCGGCUUCAGAAAUGGUUCGAACUUUUACAGAGAAAAUCGGAAGAGGAGGAGUCAAAUGGAGCCUCCUCGGAUUCAUAG
Messenger RNA from Pestalotiopsis fici W106-1, 282 nucleotides. RefSeq lists its product as uncharacterized. Lineage: Eukaryota; Fungi; Ascomycota; Sordariomycetes; Amphisphaeriales; Sporocadaceae. The transcript has a single exon. The record is from RefSeq and is a predicted model, not a curated record. The coding region runs from base 1 to 282 and encodes 93 amino acids.